ACAUUCACCAGAAGUCUCUGCUUUAUAGGUGGAGCAAUGAGCCCCAUAAACAUGGCAAUCGAACAGCAAAUCCCUCAUAAAAGCACUUCAGCACGGACUUUAACAUGACUACCAGCCGUACAGUCAUAAAGUCCGGAGAGCAUUAAUAUUUUGAUGAAGUGCAUUUUAUGGCUUUAUUUAUUAAACUGAACGUUUCUUUUCCUGUUUAGUAUCUUGAGUUCAUUUGUUUUUAGAGACAUAUUUAUUUAUUGUGUUAAACUUGUGCAUUUGUUCGUGAAGAGUUUGAAAUAAGGAUGGCUGUGUCUAAAGCUACAGUAGCGAUCGUGCUUUUGGUUCUGGGAGGUUUGGGUGUUCUGUUCGGUACCGUGUUGGUGUUUGUCGGACCCAUUAUAAUAGAUGACCAGAUUGUAAAGAAUGUGCAGAUCAAUCCGAAGAACGAUCUCUCCUACACCAUGUGGAAGGACAUCCCGGUUCCGUUCUUCAUGUCUGUGUAUUUCUUUCAUGUUCUUAACCCCGUUGAGAUCCUGAAAGGAGAGAAGCCCAUGUUGCAACAGAGAGGGCCGUAUGUCUACCGUGAACGGCGCUGGAAAGACAACAUCACUUUCCAUGACAACAACACAGUAUCAUAUCGUGAAUUUCGUCAGUAUUUCUUCGAGGAGAGUAUGUCUGUGGGAGAUGAGUCUGAUGUGGUCACCAUCCCCAACAUGCUUGUCCUGGGCGCUUCUGUAAUGAUGGAGAACAUGCCGUAUGCUUUUCGCUUGCUGCUCAGCACCACCUUCAUGACCUUUAAUGAAGGAGCGUUCCUAACCAAACCGGUGGGAGAACUCAUGUGGGGCUACGACAGCAAGUUGGUGGACUUUCUGAACAAAUAUCUGCCGGGCAUGCUGCCUUCCAGCGGGAAGUUUGGACUGUUUGCCGAGUUUAACAACUCCAACACGGGGGAGUUCACAGUCUUCACGGGUCAAGGGGACAUCCGGAACGUUCAUAAAGUCGAUUCCUGGAAUGGUUUAAAAAGCGUGAAUUAUUGGAGAACGGAGCAGUGUAACAUGAUCAAUGGAACCGCUGGACAGAUGUGGCCACCGUUCAUGACCACAGAAUCAACACUGCCCUUCUACAGCCCUGAUGCGUGCAGGUCAAUGGAGCUGGUGUACGAGAGGCCGCUUGUGUCACGUGGGAUCCCCGUGUUCCGUUACGUGGCCCCAAAGACCCUCUUCGCCAACGGUUCAGAUUAUCCUCCCAAUGAGGGCUUCUGUCCGUGCAGACAGUCGGGUCUUCUGAACGUCAGUAGCUGCAGACACAAUUCGCCCGUGUUUAUUUCUCAUCCACACUUUUAUAACGCUGAUCCUGACCUGUUGAACACCGUCUAUGGACUGAGCCCGAACGAAGACGAUCACGGGCUUUUCAUUGAUAUUCACCCGGAGACCGGAGUGCCCAUGAAUGUGUCCAUCCGUCUGCAGUUGAACCUGCUCAUGAAGAGCGUGUCUGGAAUCUCAGAGACGGGGAAGAUACAAGAGGUGGUGAUGCCCAUGAUCUGGUUUGGAGAGAGCGGGUACAUUGACGGUCCCGUCCUCAACACAUUUCGUACCAAUCUGGUGGUGUUACCCAUGGUCAUGGAGUACAUGCAGUACAUCUCCAUCUCCCUCGGACUCGCUUUCAUUCUGAUAGCCACCAUCUUAUACCUCAAUGAGAAGAUAUCCAGAGACAAGAAGAAAUCUAAUCUGAUACAAGCGGAAAACGUAAAAGAUACAAAACACGAGUCGAGCACCAAUGAGCAGCAGGCAGACAAAUGUGUCAUGAGCGAUACAGGUAAAAAGUAAGAUGUGCGUUCAGCCGUGUACAGAUGUGAAUCCAGACGGUUCAGUCCAUGAGAAGAGUCCUCUACUAAACAACACAGAGACAUAAGAGCAUCCGUCCACAUUACAACUCAAUGCCUUACAAUCCCACAAUCCUCUGGACAUGACAUGUUUGUUUUAUUGGGUGUGGGGCUUGAUAACCAGCAAAGACUGUCAUAAUAAACGGGGAUUUGAUGUGGAAUUUGAACUCUUCUGAGUUUUUUGCACCGGAGAGAAUGACCUGUUGGAUUUGUGUCUGAUAUAAACGUGAGCGGAUGAGCAUUAUGGUCAGGAUAGAUUAAAAGCGCUUUCUGUAUUUCAGUUGUUCUGUUUAUUUUUAUUUAUCUUGGACACUUCACUCCUGAUGAAAUACCUCAAAGCAGAGAGUGUAUUUGAAACGACACAUUCACAACAUAUUAUGACGCUUCGGUGAAAUGAAUCAUGAGGGUGGAGAGAUAUCUAAAGCAACCUUUAUACUGUAAAAAAGAGAAAGUGUUGUGGAUGCAACAUGUCAUCAAACCCCUAGAAAGCAGAAAAUGCUGACAGUUCUCAAUAUGUGAUAACAUAUCUUGGCCCAGUGUUUUAAAAUCCUGACUGUGAAGUCACUUGUGUUUAAGGCCUGUGCAAUAUUCUUUGAUACUUGUGUCAUGUUUGACUGUUCUUUUAUUAGUCUAUUGUUUAAGAAAUAAAGCUUGCAGUUUUUAAGAAAUGUAUUAAUAUAGAGGUGCCAAAAACAAGGAUAGUGUCAUUUGCAUAAAUCCACGUGACUCAUCCUUGAUAAAUGUUUGUAUUCUUUGA
Messenger RNA from Triplophysa dalaica, 2630 nucleotides. RefSeq names its product scavenger receptor class B, member 1 (gene scarb1). The transcript is spliced from 14 exons. Gene Ontology annotation, cellular component: caveola; cytoplasm. The record is from RefSeq and is a predicted model, not a curated record. Bases 294 to 1817 code for a protein of 507 amino acids. Gene Ontology annotation, molecular function: low-density lipoprotein particle binding; lipid binding; scavenger receptor activity. Gene Ontology annotation, biological process: cholesterol efflux; cholesterol import; plasma lipoprotein particle clearance. Lineage: Eukaryota; Metazoa; Chordata; Actinopteri; Cypriniformes; Nemacheilidae.